Anguilla anguilla (European eel) is the source of this 3537-nucleotide messenger RNA. RefSeq names its product zinc finger protein 135-like. The record is from RefSeq and is a predicted model, not a curated record. Gene Ontology annotation, biological process: regulation of transcription by RNA polymerase II. Gene Ontology annotation, molecular function: RNA polymerase II transcription regulatory region sequence-specific DNA binding; DNA-binding transcription factor activity, RNA polymerase II-specific. Gene Ontology annotation, cellular component: nucleus. The transcript is spliced from 2 exons. Bases 304 to 1692 code for a protein of 462 amino acids. Lineage: Eukaryota; Metazoa; Chordata; Actinopteri; Anguilliformes; Anguillidae.
AGGGGUGGACUGGAACCGGAAGGAUGUCGUCUAUGGAGUUAUAGAGGCUGAACCACAAUUUUUGACCACCCCAACAACCGAUCCAGGAUCACCGUACACAGCUCAAAUACGAUUCAACCCCGUUUUGUGAAAAAUAUUGCGCUGAUCCGAGGAGCUGCUGAACCUAUAUUUUACACUGACAUUGGAGUACAAGGGACCUGUUUGAGUCUGACAGAAGACAGGAAACUGAGAACAGGGCAGAGAAAUCAGGCUUUCCAAAUUCCAAACUCAAGAACUGAAUCUACCUCAUCAGGACAUAACGCAAUGGAAAUUGAGUAUGUAACCAUCGGCCUUGACCCCCAAGUAACUGAGUACAUUGUAGAAGAAGCUGAUGUAGAGACUAGCUUCUCGCCUACCCAUGUGAAAUUUGAACAUGAUCAAUAUUUUAAUGAAUGUAAUAGUGAGGUACCUUGUCCCACCCUAGCUACUCAACAAUUUAAAUUGGAACCACAUUCAGGUACCUAUGAACUCACAGAUGUGUACUUGGACCAAAACUCACAAGUCACAGCUCAAGCUGAAACUUGCCAUGAGCAGGUCAUUUAUAUCGCUAAGGAGGGGCAACCCGCUGAAGUACUUUACCAGAUUAAAGAUGAGACGGAAGAAUCAGACUCUGACGUAUCGGGGUGUGGCUGGUUCCAGAGCGCUCCUACAGAGGUCGGCUUAGCUAAUGUUGGGCUUUUGCUUGGAGAAAGCGGAGUUCAGGCAGGGUUCGAGUUUUACGUGUGCACUGAGUGCGGAAAGACCUUCAGAGGGAAGGAGAGCGUGCUGGAGCACCUUCAGAGCCACGCGCAGGACGGCUCGCACACCUGCAUCCAGUGCAAGGAGAAAUUUCCGGAUUCUGGAAGCCUACUCAGGCACGUGCAGUGUGAGCACACGCAUAACGAGGAAUUCCACUGCUCUCUGUGCGGAAUGCGCUUUCAGGCUGCCAAAGCCUAUGCCAGGCACAUGAGGGUUCACUCUGGUGACAAACUGUUUGUCUGCCCUGACUGUGGGAAGAAUUUCCGCCAUAGGUCUAGCCUGUCGAGACAUCAGCAAAAGCAUAGGCACAAGCCUGAGGAGGAGGAGGAUUCUUUAACCCGGUGUGGUUUUAGUCGUAGUAAUAGUACCAGUAGUAUCAGCAGUAGCAGUAGCAGUAGUAGCACUAGUAGCAGCACAAGUAAUAGUAGUAACAGAACUAUUCCGUCGCCUACUCCAUUGCCUAAGCUAGUCAUACAUGGGAGGCAGAAGAAGACUGCACCUAAAUCAUUCUUGUGUGUCAAAUGUGGGAAGAGAUUUAAUCAUUCCUCCAGCCUUUCGCGACACAGGCUGACUCACCAGGAGGAUAAAAAACCGUUGCCCAGCAUCUCCACGGAACUGAAAAGCUCCCCCAAGCAGCCAUCGGCACAGCGAGGAAAACCUUUCACGUGCGCACACUGCGACAAGUGUUUUGCCCACUCCUCAAGCUUCUACAAACAUGUGCAAACUCACGAGCAUAUGCCGUAUCAAUGCUCCCUGUGCCACAAAGGCUUCCUAAAACUAGCAGCCCUCAACAGCCACCAGAAGUGUCACCAAGGCCGCAAGAGACGCCAAGACAGGAAAGUGCAUUCGUGCUUUGAGUGCGGCAAAUCCUUUAACCAUUCUUCAAGCCUUUCCAGACACCGCCAUACUCAUUAGCAAGUGUUAGCGCCUGAGCAAUGUGUGUUAGCUGGGCCGUACGUUUGGCGCUAAUUGCGAGUCUUCGUUGUCACUUUUUCAGUCUCCAUUGGAUUUUAUUCAUUCACUCUCUGAGAAAUUGGUGAUAACACUGUAAAUCUGGCUUGGGUCAAAACUGCCCUUAAGUGGGACACAGUGCUUUGUUCUUUUCUGGUGGUCGUGCAUGGUGUCAGUGAGAUAGGUAUCAGACACAAAUGUAAGUUUAAUCUUUAUUAAGGAGAUGUUUACCUUUAAUAUUGUGCUGAAGUUAAAUGCCUACUGUAUAUAGCUAAUUGCUAUGUAACUGCAAACAAGGGCUAUUAACCGCUAUGCAGUGGCAUAUUACUGCAUAAUUUAUCAAAAUACAUUAAGGCAGUGGUAUCCAAACCUUGUAUUUGGAUAUCUACCAUCCUGUAGAUUUUAAUUUCAACCCCAAUAGGUGUGUUACAGUUUGUAGUUCUAAGACGCGGAAGUAAGUUGCCAUUCUCGAGCCGCGGGUUCUUUCGUCAGAUUUCCAAUGCAUUUUUCCCAUAGGGAUUUCGUUUUCUCCGAAAGUAAGGUCUGCGGUGAAUGUAAUGUUCACGUAUUGUUAUACGAAAUAAAUUACACCCAUUAAUAUCACCACCGUGGAUUUUAAAGCUGUUAUGUGCUUUUAAAAAGUAACUUGCUAUAUUGAAACUACAACAAUGGUUGCAUUCUGCCAACCGUCACUCUAGUUUCCAUACUAGCCCGCCUGCACGCGACAUUCGUAGUGUAAUUUUCUCGUAGAACAAAACGUGAAACUGUCUUUGGCAUGUGUUAAACACAUACCUUUCGGCAGAAAACGAAAUCCCUAUGGGAAAAAGCAUUAGAAAUCUACCGAGGGAACCCAUGGCGAAAGAAACGUCCCGUUUAGCCUACAAAAAGACGUCUUUACUGUAACAUUAUUUGGCACACCUGACUCUACUAAUCACCACCUCAAUGCAAAUUUUUAGCUGCUGAAUGCAGUGUACUUUGUUAGAGUUGGAGUGAAAAUCUACACGAUGAUAGACCUCUAGAAACAGGGCUGAUCACCUCUGCAAGUAGGGCUUGGGUUGAUUUAGUGUUGUAAAGGUGGCCAGGUAAAUUGAGUUCAAAAUUUGCUUGUAGUCCCAAGUCCUUGGGAACUGUAGUUCCUGAUGAGUGGACAUCUUGGAAUGUAGUCCAUAGAGACCAGUAUUGAAACCAGUAUUCAGAGAAGCAGCCCUAUAUGCUGUCAACAGCAUGUCCAAUGUUUUUUUCAUUUUGCUUUAUGAAACACUAACUUAUGAAAGGGAGCCUAAAAUGAUUAAGUCACUGUAAAUUGGAGUAAAUUCUCAGUAAACUGUAGAUCCAAUUUUUUAUUUUAAAGUCAGAAAGCAACAAUAGCUGUAUUGCUGUUGAAUAUAAUUUCCCUCCUACUGCCUCUUCCCACUUGAAGAGUUUUCUUUUUGUGACAUUCUGUGCCUCAGUUGCAGGUUAUAAUUACUGAUUCAUGGCCAAGCUAGUUUUUGGGUCCUCUGUGAAUGCAGUAUGAAAGUGUGUCACAAGAUGGCAGCAGCACACUGUAAGUGAAAAGGAAUAACCUUUCUUGAGGACAUCGGAAGGUGAAAAGCGUUGGCAUUCUGUGAAAGUGUUGUAAAAUAUAAUAUAGCUGUAUCUUAAUCAGUAGUUAACAUGCUUAGUUAAACAGGCAUAUUAUUCAUCCUUUAGAUAAUUGUCCUUAGUUUUUAACUUUGUUCGUUCGUUUUUUGUUUUGUUUUUUUUUGUAUGAAUGAUUCUCAGAAGUGUAUCGAAAUAAAAGAAGACGAUGGACGUGUCGGAAGAAAG